GAGUGAUCGCCACGGGAAUGGACGAGAUCGCUGUUGCGGCCACCGGCGAGAGUGCCUCAUCUGAGCUCGGCAGUCAGAGAUCGAUGGGCGCCUGGAGCGAGCCCGUCAAGACAUAAGGUGGCCGAGCAUGGCACCUCUUCUGAGACGGUGACCCAACAUUUCCUUUCAUCACCAUGAAGUGGACUACAGGUAUCGGUGCUCUCCUGAGCGCGUUGUCGCUGACUCAAGCCCUGCCUACGAACGAGGCGCGUCAAGAGGAGACUUUUGAAUACAUCGUGGUUGGCAGUGGUGCUGGAGGGGGGCCACUCGCGAGUCGACUCGCUCGUGCUGGCCACAGGACACUCUUGAUCGAAGCUGGAGACGAUCAGACUGGCAACUCGAACACGACAGUGCCAAUUUUUCAAACGUUGGUUUCUGGAGACCCCAAGCUUCGAUGGGACUUCUAUGUCACUCACUACAAGGACCAAGAGCGCGCUCGUCGAGACCCUAAGUACGUUUACGACAUCGGCAAUGGAGAAGUGUACACUGGCCUCAAUCCUCCACCUGGAGCGAAAGAUCUUGGGAUCCUCUAUCCACGAGCAGGUACUCUUGGAGGCUGUGUCACGCACAAUGCUUUGAUCUGGAUCACUGCUCAUGAGAGCGACUGGAAUGGCAUUCAAUCAUUGACAGGAGACGACAGCUGGAGCGCCUCGAACAUGAAGCAAUACCUGGACAAGGUCAAGAAGUGGUUGCCUACAGAGCCCACCGAUCCGACGAUUCUGCUCCGUGACCUGCAAUUUGUCCAACAGCUAGCCGGAGGAGCCUCAGUCGCAACUCCUGGGCUCAUUGAUCUUUUGAAGCCCGUCGUUGGACUUACCAACGCUCUCCUUGGGAAUCCUAAUGCUGAAGUAGCAGGCCGAGAUUCUAAGCAAGGCUUCUACCCCAUCCCUCUGACCAUGAAGAAUGGCGAACGUGUUGGGGUAAAAGAGUUCAUUAGAGACACGGUCGCUGGCGGCUUUCCUCUUACUGUCCGCACCAAUACCUACGUCACAAAGGUCGAUUUCGAUACUACUGGCGAUAAGCCUCGUGCCGUGGGUGUCGAAUACCUGUCAGGUAGCUACUUAUACAGGGCCAGUCCCCUUAGUGGUGGUAGUGGCGUCCAAGGCUCGGCCAAGGCAAGCAAGGAAAUUAUUCUCUCUGGAGGCGCCUAUAACACCCCACAACUUCUCAAGCUAAGCGGUAUUGGCCCAGAAGAUGAACUCAACUCAUUCGACAUUCCGGUCCUUGUCAAUUCGCCAGGUGUCGGCACUAAUAUGCAAGAUCGAUACGAGAUUGGCUUGAACGUCCAACAUGACAAAGACUUUGCGAUCCUCGAUGGCUGCACGCUUGAUGCCAAGGAUCACGACAAGUGCUACAAGCAAUGGGUCAACAGUCCUUACAUCUUGGCUCAACGAGGUGUAUACGCCACCAAUGGCCUUGCAGCGACCAUGGUCAAGCGCUCCGACUUUGCUUCUACUACCGAUGUCGACAUGUUCAUCUUUGGCUCGCCGGCAAACUUCACAGGCUACUUUCCUGAAUGGUACAAUCAUAUUCUUGACCAACACAACUUUUACUCUUGGUACACAUUGAAGGCACAUACUCGCAACACUGCAGGAACCGUCACGCUCCGCAGCGCCGACCCCCUCGAUCCACCUCAAAUCGACUUCAACUAUUUCGACACCGGCACCACUACCAACGGCGCAGACCAAGCCGACCUCAACGCCAUGAUCCAAGCUCUCAAGCUUUCACGCUCAGCCCUCCAGAAAUACAACCAGCUCCCGCUUUCCCUCCUUGGCGGCUCGAAAUACACAGAAUUCUUCCCUGGUCCCAAUGUCACGAGCGACGAGGAUCUAGGCACAUACAUCAAAGACCGUGCAUGGGGACACCAUGCUUCAUGUUCAGUGCCAAUGGGCGCUGAUGAUGAUAUGAACACACCUCUGGACAGCAAGUUCCGAGUGAAGGGUGUAGAUGGAUUGAGAGUGGUGGAUGCGAGUGUUUUCCCUAAGAUUCCUGGCGUGUUCAUUACGGCGCCGAUUUUGGUUAUGAGUGAGAAGGCGGCGGAUACCAUUUUGGCUGAUGCAUGAGCGCGUGUUAGCUGUCUAUCAAUUUCUGAUUUUCAAGAUUUUUCACUCCUGUUC
Molecule: messenger RNA, 2156 nt
Organism: Cercospora beticola
Lineage: Eukaryota; Fungi; Ascomycota; Dothideomycetes; Mycosphaerellales; Mycosphaerellaceae
Product: GMC family oxidoreductase
Molecular function (GO): oxidoreductase activity, acting on CH-OH group of donors; flavin adenine dinucleotide binding
Source: RefSeq, a predicted model, not a curated record